Molecule: messenger RNA, 1285 nt
Organism: Girardinichthys multiradiatus
Lineage: Eukaryota; Metazoa; Chordata; Actinopteri; Cyprinodontiformes; Goodeidae
Product: transmembrane protein 100-like
Exons: 3
Coding region: 175-648 (157 amino acids)
Biological process (GO): cellular response to BMP stimulus
Source: RefSeq, a predicted model, not a curated record
GUUUUCCAUGUCAAAAGAAGGUGGACUGAACAGAGCAGAGGAGUGAGCAGCUGACUGACGCUUCAAGAGUUCACGUCUGCAAUCACGAAAACGACCCAAACAGUCAGAGGAAUGGAGUGUUGCUCUCUGCUGCACUAGCUGCUCUUUAAUUGGCUGAGCUCUGAAAUCACCAUCAUGGCUCACUUGUUCCUUGCCAGUAAGAUCACCAUGCCGGAUGACCUCUAUGCCAAAGGGGGUGGCAGGAUUCCAAGGAAUGCCGUAAGGAUACCGACAUCCAUCUCUGCAGAAAGGCUGAGCCGGGAGAAGACCAGGAAGGACAGUGCUGUCAUCGUGACAACUCGUAUCCCACACGUCAAUGAGGUCCAGCUGGCAGCAGCGACUGGUGGUGCAGAGAUGUCUUGCUACCGCUGCAUUGUGCCAUUUGGCGUGUUUGUUCUCAUCGCCGGCAUUGUGGUGACGGUGGUGGCAUAUACCUUCAACUCUCAUGGGUCCACCAUCUCCCUGCUGGGACUGGUGUUGCUGUCUGCGGGGCUGGGUCUACUUGGAUCCAGUGCCAUCUGUUGGAGGCUUCGACUGAGGGGGAAGAAGGACAAACGAAGGGAGAGUCAGACCGCCCUCAUGGUCAGCCAGGGUUACUGCAUGCCCUGAUCUGUAAAGAGCUCAUAACCACUGUCCUUCAGGCUCAAUGACUCUAAAAGGAGGAAGAGGUACCUCAGUGGACACCAGACUUUCUUUGAUGACUAAAACUUAGCUCCUGAAAGCAGACAGAAUUUUUGUUGGUCUCUGAACCAAAACGUAUAAACUUUUAUUGAAUCUAACCUAAUGUAACCAAAUAUCUCAGAAUGUCGGUUUAACAAAACUACCAAAACUGAAAAAAUUCUAGGAAUUUACGAUGACAAAAGAUGAUAAAACCUCAAAAUAAGUGAAAAGCUUAUACAUUAUUGACCAACUAACCACUGAGGGUAAUUGUGUGAAGGCUCCUUUAAAAAGACGACAGUGAUUUUAAAACAAACACGACAUGAGAUCGCUUUGAUCUGACUGGGAAUGUAUAGUUUCUGCCUGUAUGUUGAUAAUAAGCUAUAAACACGGUUAGAAUGGUACUCUACUGUAUGUAUGUUGAGCAGCAUUUAGUUUCUCUUUGGAUUGGAAUCAUUUGUGACCUCUGUUCAUUCCUCAGGGAUUCUAUCACUCUGCUUUGGAAAUGUUUCAUUUAAACUCAAAGUAAAUUCAGAGAAGUUGUUGAAGAACAUUCUGAUGGAUCCAAAAUAAACAAAUUGUUCCUCCA